This is a messenger RNA of Malus domestica (apple), 1395 nucleotides long. Its product is annotated as protein ABIL1. The record is from RefSeq and is a predicted model, not a curated record. NCBI's taxonomy places the organism in Eukaryota, Viridiplantae, Streptophyta, Magnoliopsida, Rosales, Rosaceae.
UAAUUAAAUUAAUCCAAAAAAUUAGAAAAAACAAUUACCCACCACCUCUCGGCGUUGCUUCUCCCACACUCACCCUCUCCCUCUCACUCCCACCAAAACCUAACCCCCAAAUCUAACCCCCACCGCUGUAAUUACAUAUUUAAUUGCAUCGCCUUCCUGCAAUUUGCAGUAAUUUAUCGCCGGAAAUUAAUUCUGUUUGAAAUGGAGCUGGAGCAGCACCGCCCUGCCAUGACCUUUGACGAGGUCUCCAUGGAGCGCAGCAAGAGCUUCGUCAAGGCCCUGCAGGAACUCAAGAACUUGAGGCCUCAGCUUUAUUCUGCUGCGGAAUACUGCGAAAAGUCCUAUCUUCAUAGUGAACAGAAACAAAUGGUAUUGGAUAACCUGAAAGAUUAUGCUGUACGGGCCCUUGUUAAUGCCGUUGAUCACCUUGGCACUGUGGCUUACAAGUUAACUGACCUUCUUGAUCAGCAAACCUCAGAUGUCUCAACCAUGGAUCUGAAAGUUACUUGCCUAAAUCAGAAACUUCUUACAUGCAAAACAUACAUGGAUAAAGAAGGGUCCAGGCAGCAGCAGUUGUUGGCAUUCAUCCCGAGACAUCACAAGCACUACAUUUUACCAAAUUCCGUCAAUAAGAAGGUACAUUUUAGUCCACAUGUUCAGACUGACACUAGGCAACAUCCUUAUCAAGCAAGAGCACAUCUUCAGCCUUCAAGCGCUGCUGCAUCAAAAACUCUUUCUUGGCAUUUAGCUUCAGAAACAAAGUCAACCUUGAAGGGGACUCCACAGGUCCGGACUAGCACUGGAGACACAAAAAUUUCUGUAAACACUGCUGGUGUUUUCCAGCUUGUAGAAAAUGAAGGGAGUACCCCUAAAUCCUCGGCAACGCAGCUUCAGCAACCAAGUGGAUUUCCUGCUGCUGGACACAAGGAAGCGGUAGAUGGUUCCAGACCAAUGACGGCGUUCAGGUCAUUUGAAAACCCAAGACGGGAGAUAGUGCGCGUCCCUGUUCGCAGCAAAAGCGUGCUAUCAGCGUUCUUUGCCAAACAGAAAUCGAAUAAGCUGAAGGCUGGAUCUGUCUCGUGAGGCCUCAUUAUAACAAGUCAAGGAUGCCAAUAUCAGUACACCCACAGUAUGUGGGUCAAUAUGCCUGUAAAUCCGUCCUUUGCAUUUUGAUUUCAAGCUUUUUCCCUUCGUCCUUAGGUUAUCAAUUGCUUGAAAUCAAAUUCUUUUUUCCCGCUCGAAGUCUUUCCCCGGGCUGCUUAAUAACGAGCAAAUUGUGCACAGAAGUCCUGUAAUGAAGUGGUCGGGGAAAUAUGUAGCUGCACAAUGUUGCACAUGAUGAAUAAUUCAGUUUCUGGUAUGUCGCUGAAUUUCAAUGUCGAUGCAUCUUCUGAA